UCAUGCCUGACGUUAGCGUUCGUGCUUCCUGGAAAAGGCGUGGCUAAUUGGGCUCUCCUCGUUCUGAUUGGCUGCUGCGUUCACGCACUUUUCAAAUCGCCGGAACAGCUGACGACGACGACGCGGCUGUCAAAACAUUUGGAGCGCGUGCCUGUAUUUCUGAAGACAUGAGGAGCGGCCAGUUCGACUCCUCAUCUGAUGAUGAUGACGUCUGUGAGGAAGAGGGCACUCCUUUUGACAUUUCCUGGGUUCCUUUGUCUGAAGUGGGUUCGUCCCAGUUCGUGGGCAUCUGUUCCCUUCCAGGUUGCAGAUACAAAGAUAUCCGCAGGAGUCUGCACAAAGACGUUGAGGAACUGCACAACCAGGGCGUGCAGGACGUGUUUGUGCUGUGCACGCGAGGCGAGCUGUCUAAGUACCGCGUGCCCUCGCUUCUGGAGGUCUACCAGCAGAAGGGUCUGUGCGUGCACCACAUGCCCUUCCCUGACGGGGAGGCGCCCCAGCUGGAACAGUGCGCCCACAUCCUGGACGAGCUGCAACGCAGCCUGGAGGCCAACCGUAGGACCCUCAUCCACUGCUAUGGAGGUCUGGGACGCUCCGCAUUAAUCGCCGCCUGCCUGCUCAUCCAGCUCUCCGUAACCAUGACAGCCAACGAAGCCAUCAACAUCUUGCGGGCGCACAGAGGACACGGAGCCAUACAGACCAUCAAACAAUACAACUUCCUGCAUGAAUUCCGGGAAAGCUACACCGCCUACCAAGAGAGCAGAGCGAUUCACACGGAGCGCUGCGUUUCUCGAUGAGCCAUUUCCUCUCCUUGUGAUGACAUCGAGUGCACUUUAAAAAAAUAAAAAAAACUUUAUUUCUAGCUUUUUAUGAUAAAUCCGAAGUAAAAAGGGAAAAAUUCCUGCUUUUGCUAAAUAUCAAUGCACCUCUCAGUAAGCAAUAUCCUAGCUUAUAUACACUGUAUACGCUUGC
Molecule: messenger RNA, 972 nt
Organism: Phycodurus eques (leafy seadragon)
Lineage: Eukaryota; Metazoa; Chordata; Actinopteri; Syngnathiformes; Syngnathidae
Gene: cdkn3
Product: cyclin dependent kinase inhibitor 3
Exons: 8
Coding region: 168-797 (209 amino acids)
Biological process (GO): protein dephosphorylation
Cellular component (GO): nucleus
Molecular function (GO): protein tyrosine phosphatase activity
Source: RefSeq, a predicted model, not a curated record